This is a messenger RNA of Sipha flava (yellow sugarcane aphid), 9290 nucleotides long. RefSeq names its product multiple epidermal growth factor-like domains protein 8 (gene Megf8). The record is from RefSeq and is a predicted model, not a curated record. Gene Ontology annotation, molecular function: calcium ion binding; protein binding. Bases 291 to 9011 code for a protein of 2906 amino acids. Lineage: Eukaryota; Metazoa; Arthropoda; Insecta; Hemiptera; Aphididae. The transcript has 40 exons.
UGAUAAGAACAUGAACCGAAUUAUGAAUAAGUUAAAUAUUUUGUUUACUCGAUAUUCAACUUUGAAAUAUUUAUUCAAUACACCUGUAACGACUCCUGUGACGCACGGGACUAUGUAGGUACGCGUCCGCCCAUCGGUUUCGUAUGUUAUUCCUUAUUGAUUGUGGAUGUACCGAUUCGUUUUAAUAGGUCAUACAAGAUCACUUUAGAUCACACUGGACUACAUCUCACAAUGGCACGAUGAGUUUUGCGUUCGUUCCUUGUCCAAUAUGUUAGAUCGUGUUGGGGGAAAUGUUUGCCAUGUUUCCCAGACAAUUUUUCGCAAUCAUCUUGUUGCUGAACACUGUCCGUUCGAACGACGUGCCUUGCGACAAGACCCGUACUAUUUUGUCACAGGCCAAUGGCAUCAUCACCCAUGGACCGCCAGGAACCAAUUACUCACAAAACACCCACUGCGAAUGGUUGAUCAAAGCGAAUAGUACAAAUCAGUUUAUUACUUUGGAGUUCAAGACUCUGAACACUGAAUGUUCUUACGAUUAUAUUUUUAUUUAUGAUGGAGAUUCCUUUAAUUCACCUCUUCUUGGAAGUUAUAGUGGAAAAAAUCAACCCCAGUCAAUAUUGGCAUCUUCAGGUUUUAUGUUAAUAUUGUUGUUUAGUGACACAAAUUAUGCAUUAGAAGGGUUUGAAGCCUCUUAUUAUGUUUCUGAUUGCCCGAGAAACUGUUCAAGUCACGGAUUUUGCCUUCGAAAUUUUUGUGUGUGCGAUAAUGAAUGGGGUGGACCUGAUUGCGGUAUUGAAUUAUGUCCUGAUAAAUGUGGUGAACCUCACAGGGGAGUAUGCAAACAAGGUCGAUGUCACUGUCACAACAAUUAUUCAGGAAUGAGUUGCACAUUGAAUAGUUCAGAUUCUACAGGGAAUAGAUGGCAUGAUUUAUAUCAAGGAGGCAUACAUCCAAGAACUGCCCAUUCUGCUGUCUAUAUUUCGGAAACAGACUCUUUAUAUGUUUUCGGUGGCUACGAUUUAAAUAAUAUUCUUGGUGAUCUUGUCAUAUUUCGUUUUAACACUUCCAUGUGGUAUGACCAAAAUUAUAAUAUUAUAGAUCCUUUACAUACUACAGUAAACUCUAUUGGAUCAGCCACUAUUAAUGCUCUUAUGACUGCUAAAUUAGGAGAUACAACAAUGGGAACAAAUAGAUCAAAGUACUUAACUUCUGAUAAUACUAGUCAUGUAAAUGAACACAAACGCAACAAACCAUGGUCAGCAGUAUUACAUGAUAUUUUUGUAUCGCUAGCUGAUGAUUCAACAUUCCUCGAACACCAAAAUGACAAUGCUCGUAAUUCUCAGUACGAUUUUCCUAAUGAUGAAAAUAAUGAACAUAUAAUGAAUGAAAUCAAACAAAAACGAUUACCAGCACCGCGCUUUGGCCAUGCAGCGACAAAAUACACUGGAGGAUUCAUUAUGUAUGGUGGUAAGCUGAAAAAUGGUCAACUGUCAAAUGAAUUAUGGUUUUAUAAUGUACAUUCAAAAAAAUGGUUUUUACGAGCUCAAAAUUCUAUAGUCCAACCACCUGCUCUUACUAGACAUACUGUAACUUUUGUGGAACAAACUAAUAGUAUAUUUUUAGUUGGUGGAAGUAAUAGUAAAGGAUAUUUUUCUUCUAAAAUAUUCUGCAUUCAAUUAAAUAUAGAUGAUGAAAAUGAGCAAUGGAAAGAAAUUAAACCAAGAGGUGGCAAGGAAUUAAAUUUUCGAGUGGCUGCUCAUUCAACAGUGUACGAUAUUCGUUCACAAUCUUUAAUAGUUUAUGGUGGAAUUGUGACAAGUGCAUCAUGGUUUUCAAAACUAAGUGAUCGAAUGUUUAUUUUUAAUAUACCAUCACAACAUUGGUCAGAAAUAAAAUACCCCCCAACAAAUGUUCCCACAGAACGAGCCUUUCACUCAGCUAAUAUAAUGGGAAAUUACAUUGUUGUUUUUGGAGGGUAUACACAUCGUCAUGCAAAGGAAGAAAUUUGUUAUGAUAAUGAAAUAUAUCUAUAUCAUCUAGGUUGUAAUACAUGGAUUAGUCGAGAUGUUCUUGGGUUUUCAACCAAAGAUAAUGCUCACAAGAAAUUACUCGGUGUAUUUGGACAUGGAGCGGAUGUCCGAAACAGAAAUACUUUAAUUAUUAUUGGUGGUUAUCGAGGCAAUAUAAAUAAUGAUUUAUUAGCAUUUGUUUUACCACCAACAUUAGUUCCUAUUGGAAAUGACUCAUAUAAUUUAGAACUUAUGUGCUCAAGACAUAAAGGUCUUCAAGAGUGUACAGCAAAUCUUGAAUGUGGAUGGUGUUCUUCCGAUGACACUUGUUAUGGACGCAAUGGUGGUAUAAAUUGCACAACUAAUUUACAAACAACACGAUGUCCUGGCAUCUGUUCGGCUUUAACUGAUUGUCAUUCAUGUUUAAUUCACGGGGAAAGUACUCCUUUCAAUAAUAAUCAAUCUACUACUUCAGUUGCUCAUAUCAUGCAAUUAGGUCGAUGUGUUUGGUGCAUACAAGAUGGUAGAUGUCAUCAUAAAAAUGAUAAUUAUGAGGUGUGUGGUCUACAUAAUAAUAUUUUUAACAAUGGAGGAACAGAAGUUGCUUAUCCAGAUGAUUGCAGAUCUUUAGAUAGGAGAUCAGGAUUGACAUUUUACAAAUAUUUACAUCCAGCAAAUUUUUCACAGCCGGAUUUAGUAUCUGUAGUUAAUUCAAGUGUUAUUGAUGUUUCGUCCCAUUUACCUAUGUCUCGAGCAGAUUUGUCUAUUGGUGGCUCGAUGAUUGUUAAGCUCUCUGGAUUUUUACGGUUUCCUCAGUUGUGGGAUAAUCACAAAGAUCAAUUACAAUUAUGCUCUCGGCUUACAAAUACUCGGCUUAUAAUGACAUCGCCAUAUAUGUAUCAACCUGAAAUCAAUAUAACAAUUAAAGCAGAUAACUGGCAAUGCUUACAAUUAUCUUCAUGGUCUACUGAAGAUCAACCAUUUCAUGCUCCUGAACGAUACUUAUUAGAUUUGACUACUUAUAAAAAUAUAACAUUUUCGCAGAAUACUGGUAAUGCUAUAGUAGAGUUACAACAUAACAAAGGACAUAAUAAUUCAAAGCCUUUUACAAUGGAGUAUCUUGAACCAUACCAUAGUAGAGAUAGUUCAGUAUGUUCUGACUAUCAAAGUUGUUUCAUAUGUGUUAGUGAUGCUAAUUGUGCGUGGUGUGAAUUAAAAUCAGUUUGUACUACAAGAAAUCAAACAGAUUCAGUUUUUUGCCAUAACAAGAGUAAUAUUAAUGAAUGGAAAUAUCUUGUUAUAUCACCUCAACUAUGUCCAAACUGUUCGAAUCAUGUGGAUUGUGUUGAUUGUAUUCAGAGUGGGUAUUGUGAAUGGUGGAGUCAAGAAGCUAAGUGCGAAAGACGUGGAAGAUUACCUGAAGGAGUGGUGUCUGUUGAAUCAUGCCCAAUUCCAUGUUCAAAUAGACAUACAUGUUCUGAUUGUUUGGAUAAUGGUAGAUGCGUUUGGUGUCGAGCAACAAAUGAAUGUUUUCAUUUUUCUGAAUAUACCUCCGAAUAUCAAUUUGGACGUUGCCGUGAAUGGAUUGAUAGAAGUGUUCAUUAUUAUGGAUCAGGACAGAUGCAAAUUGAUAAACCUUACUCAGCUUGUACUUCAUGUGAAGAAAAUAUGAAUUGUUCCAGUUGCCUUAAAACUCUUGGUUGCGGAUGGUGUUAUGACAGUAGUAAUCCAAUUCAAGGAAUUUGUACUGGAGGCGAUUUUAGUAAACCAUUUAUAGGAACUUGUUCUUAUGUAAUGAACAACAUUACUUAUGAAGAAGACACUAGUUGGGCAUAUGCACAAUGUCCUGAUGUUGAUGAAUGCGGUCUUGGACUACACGAUUGCCAUAAAGAAGCUAAAUGUACAAACACUCAAGGAUCCUAUAGCUGUCAAUGUAAACGAGGUUUUAUUGGCGAUGGAAAACAUUCUUGUACUAGAACAUGUUAUCAUAAAUGUGUGAAUGGCUAUUGUAUUGGUGCACCUGACUAUACUUGUAAAUGUGAUCUUGGAUGGACUGGCCCCGAUUGUGCAAUUAACUGUGGAUGUAAUAACCAUUCAACUUGCAAUGAUCGAUCUGGUAUAUGUGAUCAGUGCCAAGAUUGGACCACUGGACAGUUUUGUGAAUACUGCAAAGCUGGAAGUUAUGGUAAUGCGACAUCACUUGAAGGAUGCCAUAAAUGUGAUUGCAAUGACCACGGAGAUGAACAAUUAGGUAUUUGUGAUUCUAGUUCUGGUAAAUGUUAUUGUAAACAUUAUACCGAAGGAGAUAAUUGCCAAUUUUGCAAAAAAGGAUUUUUUGGAGAUCCACAAAAUGGCAAUCUUUGUUAUCACCAAUGUAUGGCCAGAGGAAUUUUAUCUGGCAUGGGUCCUCAAGGUUUUGGAUCAAAAUCUAUAGAAACCAGUGCUUGGGAAACACGUUUAGAAGGUCCACCAUCAAAAGAAUGUCUUUGGAUAAUUGAUCCUGAAAAUAUGCGUAAUAAUUCAACAGCGAUUGGAUCCUAUGUGAUACAAUUAACAAUUGAUAGUGACAUAAAUGUUCCUUGUGGUAUGAAUAGUGUCUACGUAUAUGAUGGACUACCAAAUUUUGUAUCAAUGUCUAGAACACAUCCAGCUCAUUCACUUGGUGUUUUUUGCACUAGAGACUCUCAAUAUCCUUUAACAAUCGAAGGUGUUACUGGUGUGAUGACUAUUUAUUAUAAACAAUCUGAAAUUACUGAAGGGUUUAAUGCCACAUAUGUUGUAUUCAGUUGUCCAGAUUUCUGCCCUUCAAACCGUGUUUGUCAUAAUAACCGAUGUGUAUGUCAACAUGGAAGUACUGGUGUUUCUUGUAAAGACUUAAUUUGUCCAAAUGACUGUAAUCAUAAUCAAGGGCAUGGAAAAUGUGAUCAUGAAUAUGGACGUUGCAUUUGUGAAAGUAUUUAUGAAGGAGAAGACUGUUCAAUACCAGUUCCUGUAUCUAGUCAUUUGCGACAACCUCUUAUAUUCACAGACCUUUUUAAUUCUGCACAUGUAUCAGAAAAUUUAGAUCAUUUGCGUCAAACAUUACCACGUUUUGGACAUUCAGUGGUUGCAACAAGGCGUGGUCAAUUAUGGUUGUUUGGUGGUUAUUCGCUGUCUCAUGGUCCUUUAAAUGAUAUUCGUUUAUUUGACUCUAAAAACAAUUCAUGGAUGCAAGUAACAGUAGAUGGAACAAAUGAUGCACAUAUGCCAAAUGGGAGAUAUUUUCAUGCUACUGAAAUAGUACAUUCUCGAAGGGAAAUAUUUGUUUAUGGUGGUUUGACACAAAUUCAAACCGCGUUUGGCCGCUCUACAAAAUAUUCAAUGAAGAUUUUAUCAGACUUUUGGAAAUUUAGUUUAAAUGAUCAAAGAUGGAUUGGUAUAAAGACAAAUUAUGAUCCACCAGCAUUAGCCGGUCAUACAUUAACAUUACGAUCAGUUGGUGAAAAAGAAAGUCUUAUAUUAAUUGGAGGUUUUAGUCCAGAUAAUGGGUUUCUUGAAGAUGUAUGGGAGUAUGAUUUACAAUUAGAAUCAUGGAAAAAGUUUAAAAUAAAUGGCUAUGGACCAGCUGGGAUAUAUGGACAUAGUACAGUAUAUCACGCACCAACUGACAGUUUAUAUGUAUUUGGUGGUUAUAUUUAUUCUGUUAAUCAAACAAUAAUGACAGAUAAGUUAUUUGCACUCAACUAUAGCCAACAAAUAUGGACUGUUUUACCUAUUUUUAAAGACUAUAAUCCUCCAAAAAAUAGCCUACCUAGAGGACGAUUUUUACAUUCAGCUAUUACAACUGAUGAAUAUAUGUUUGUUUUUGGUGGAAGAACUGAUCCACCAAGUACAAAUGAUACUCUUAUUGCUUACUCUUAUGCAUGUAAUCAAUGGAUACGUUUAUUAACACCAGAUAUAUUUAUAAUCGGUUUGCCACCACCUCCUACUCAUGCUCACGCAAUGACACUAGAUUCAGAAACUAAGUCAAUGUACAUUCUUGGUGGUUUUGCUGGUGAUAUACAAUCUCGUGUAACUCGUAUUCAGUUACCACAAGAUCUUUGUAAUCUUUGGUCUGGAAAACGAGAUAAAUGCAGAUCACUUGUUGGAUGUUCAUUUUGUCAAGUGAUAGGAACGAAUGUCAGCUAUUGUUUUACUCAUCAAGGUCCUGGUUUCAAUCCAUGUGUCUCGAUUAAUGGUACAUCUCGAACAAACAAUGGAGUUUCUUGUAAUUCAAAUUGGAUAUCUAGUCGUUCUUGCGAACAAUAUACAACUUGCACCGAUUGUUUAGCUAUGUGGCCGAACAAUCAUUAUGAAAACUCUAAUGUUUGUUCAUGGUGUGCAAAUUGUGGUACAAAAGGUCAGUGUGUAAAAGAUCCUUCAAGUUGUGAUAACCAAUGUAAGACUGUGACUAAAGUAGAAAUGUGUCCAAAUAUUCAAUGUUUGGCAACUGAUUGUGAAAAAUGUCACGAACAAGGAAAUUGUUUAUGGACUCGGCAAGUACGUAAUUCUGACUUUGGAACACUUUUGACUGGAGAAUCAUUGUAUGAUUGGAGUUGUUCUAGUAUAGAUCUGAAUCAACGAUCUAACUUUAAAAUUAAAAAUUCUACUUUUUGUCCAGAACGUUGUUCUGCGCAUAAAUCUUGUGAAACAUGUUUAUCAUCUCAGGGUGGAGAAGGAGGUUGGCAUGAAUGCAGAUGGUCAAUAACAUUAAAUGAGUGCAUAUCUCCUAGCUACCAACCGUUGUAUUGUGCUGGAGGCGUUUGCGGUCUUGUUCUUAUUAGUAGCAACAUAGAUCGUUGCCCUCAACCUUGUUCAAGUUACACCCAAUGUUCAACUUGCUUGCGCCAUACACAUUGUGGAUGGUGUGCUUUAAAUGUGUUAAACAAAACUGGACAGGGAAUAUGUACUGAAGGUUACAUGUCUAGCCCAGCUUCUGGUCCUAAUCAUUCAUGUCAGGAAUUACUCCAAAAUUUGAAUACUGAACCAAAAAUGUCAGCCUAUCAAAAUUUAGAACCCCAUGAUUUUAUCUAUGGAAUAGAUGAUACUCUUAUAUCAUCGACAGAUGUAGCUUUAUUAAAUAAAGAAUCAAACUUAAAUAAUUCCGUCGCUUGGUAUUAUGUAACUUGUCCACCUGAAAAUGAAUGUGAAAAUGGUCAUCAUAGUUGCAAUUCAGAAAGUGAAGAAUGCGUUGAUCUCGCUGAAGGAUUUCAUUGUGUGUGUGGAAUAGGUUAUCAACCAGAUGAUAAUUCUCAAUGUAUACCUAUUUGCAAUCAAGGUUGUGUUAGAGGUGAAUGCAUCAAACCUGAUGUCUGUCAUUGUGAUUUUGGUUAUGUUGGUUCUAAUUGUACGAUCCAAUGUGAAUGUAAUGGACAUUCUGACUGUGCUGGCCCUGAUCGCUUAACUGAAUGUUUGAAUUGCAAAAAUAACACUCAAGGAUCCCAAUGCCAGCGAUGUAAACCAUUGUAUGUAGGUAACCCGGUGGAACACAUUCAGUGUGUACCUUGUUCAGAUUACUGCAAUGGGCAUGCUAAUAUAUGUGUGGAAAAAUUUGAUACUGAACCAUUUGAAAAUAUUUUAAGUAUUAUUAAUGAUCCUAAUACCAUUCUUAUGCAAAACGAUGGCCCUCUCUCUGAUGCUUAUUGUAUUAACUGUAUGGACAAUACAACAGGUCCAACAUGUUCAGGUUGUUUACCUGGCCACUUUCGAGGUUCCAAUGAUAAUCGAGAUCCUUGUAGGCCUUGUGAGUGUCAUGGUCACGGAAGUACAUGUGAUCCAAUUACUGGAGAAAAAUGUGACUGUCAAAAUAAUACUGAAAGUGACACAAAUUGUCAGUCUGGCAGUGUACCUCAUCAUCGGUCAUUAAAAAACAUUGUUCAGCUUUGUUGGAUGCACCAGUGUUCAAAGUGUAGAGAAUCAUACAUGGGAACACCAACAGAUGGUCAUCAAUGUUACAAGCAAAUGAGUGUUGAUUAUAGAUUUUGCCUUGAUGCCAAACUGCUUGAUGAAUGUAAAACAAAACCAAAUCCACUUUAUCCGGGACAAACAUCAUUUUUUGUAGUUCAACCACGUUUUAUGAAUGUUGAUAUCAGAAUCACUGUUGACAUAACUCAAGGAGCUGUUGAUUUUUUUUUGACGUCACAUGAAGAUAUAUUCAUAGUUACUAAAAAUAAAUCUCUAAAUAGAAAUGUUUUUGAUUUUGAUCCGAGGUUUGAGUGGUAUAGUGAAAUGGAAACAAUUGAACAAGUGAGUAGCAGUUCAAAUACUUCUAAAGGUUCAAAACAUUUAUUUACAUAUCAAGAGCACAAAACAAAAGGUUUAUCUACUUAUGUUACAAUGAAAAAAAGUAUGUCUCUAUUAAUGGUCAAAAAUGUCAAUAAUAGAUUGAUUAUUACUCUUCCACAUGACAAACAUGAUUUAUCAGCAACAAGAUAUUAUAUGGCAUUGAUGGCAAUCUCGUUACCAGUACAAGCUACUCAUAUAGUACCAGUACCUACGUAUGGAACAGUAUUUUUUAGACAAGACCAGCUUCAUAUUGAUCUCUUUGUGUUUUUCUCUGUAUUUUUCUCGUGUUUCUUUCUAUUUCUUGCUGUGUGCGUUGUCGGAUGGAAAGCAAAACAAGCAGCUGAUAUGCGCCGAGCUCGCAGACAACAAGUCGUAGAGAUGUUGCACAUGGCCAAAAGACCAUUUGCGUUUGUAGCGAUUGUUCUGAACACAUCCCAACAACCAGAAACUAACCAGGCAGCUAGAUUUGGUGACAUAAGACCAAUAGCAAUCGAACCUACCAGUGAUGCCAAUGCUGCAGUGACUACAUUGUUGAUAAAAUUGCCUGACCGUGGACAACAGUCUACAGGCACUAGGUUGGCACUAGGCUCUACUUUAGUGUUGAAUAUGCUCAAUCCAAGAGGUGGUUAUUUGUCUAACAUGCACAGACACCAUUAUAAUGCUGGUGGUCCCAGACAAAGAAGGAAUGUUCCUCAAUAAUCGUGAUAUUUAAUUCAUGCAAAUUCAAUAAGAUAAAUUAUCAGUAUUACUGUAUAAUAAUAUUAAUUAUAUGCGUUACUUAAGUACUUUUAACACAUACAUUACACUUAUUCAUAAUUUAACUUAUAUGUCGUGAAUUUCUUAAUUACAAACAAUAAACCUCAUAGAUUAUCAAUUAAGCUCAAAUAUUAAUGUCCAAAUAUUUUUAUAUAAGCAUUUAACAAAUAAAGUGAACAACUUCAAAUGACUCACUGACCAAUAAUAAUUAUAAUAUUUAAU